AUGGAUUUUGCCUACGAUCAUAUAGCAGAGCAGCAAUUCAAAGCUGAAGACCGAGCAACAACACCGAUACCCACUACCUCUACUACCGCAACUGCAGCCAAUGACCCGGCAACCCCCAGAGCAACCCCUUCUGUUCCCAGACAGAACCUUCAAACCGAGUUUCAAGAAACAUUCAAAGCCUUCUCCAAUUCUCCUUGGGGUGCCACUUUGGGAGGCUUAUGGGGCAAUGUCAAAAAGCAAAGUGAGACCUACUACGAAGAGGCAAGAAAAGAGGCCGCUGAAGUUGCAAGCGAGGUAGAGGCUCUCAGACUCAAAAGUUUCAAGGGUCUCGGAUUUGGAGCCGACAGUUCGGCAGAGCAUAAAGAUAAAGAUACACAAUCUGAUGCGGCAGCAGCACGGUUGGUCGAUGGGCCAAGCCGAGAUGGAGACCAGAAGGCUUUGGACGAUACAGACACCUUCCUCGAACGGUUCAAGAGCGAGGCUGCCAAACGACUGAAAGAAGUGCAAAAGGCUGAAGAUGCUGCUGACGAAGCUCUUCUCAGAUUCGGUACCAACAUCAGAAACUUCCUUCGAGAGGCUGUGGCAGUCACUGCCCCAGAAGAUGCUCGUCAGCCUGGUGAGGUCAUGUUUGAAAGCAAAGAUUCAAAUACUGGAAAAAGAGUCAUUCAUACUAGCAGGUUUGAUGCUCAAUUACAUGUCAUCCACACUACUUCAACCAGCUUCACGCUCGACCCAACCGGCGCCGGAAACCAAUGGGACGAUUUCAAGCAAGCAUUUGACAUUGACAUGAUGACGACAAGAAUUGCUGAAGACUUGGACAAGCACAAUGAAUUGCGGGCCUCAAUGGAGAAGCUUGUGCCAGAGGAGGUUGACUAUAAGUCCUUCUGGACCAGGUACUACUUCUUAAGGCAUGUUGUAGAAGUCCAAGAAGAAAAGAGAAAAGAAUUACUGAAAGCAUCCACCCAUGAUGCCGAAGAAGUCGGCUGGGAUGAGGACUCGGAAGACGAGCAAGACGCAUCGGCCACCCCGCAAUUAAAGCAAAGCCAGGAGCAGCCACCCAAGCUUCUUGUUGCUCAAAGUGUAAAUGAUUCUUCGACCACUCUUCACCAAACACCUGUAGCUUCUGCCGAUCCAGCUUCUCUAAAGCCUGAAUCAUCGGGUCGGAGGUCACACGACGAAAAGUCCGUUGCUGAUAGUGACGCUAGCUAUGACCUUGUGAGUGGGGCUACGAGUCGAGCCCCUGGAAGUCCAAAGGAUGAUGCCAACAAGUCCACAACUGCGAAAAUUGAUGAAAGCGAUGAAGAGGAUUGGGAAUGA
This is a messenger RNA of Exophiala aquamarina CBS 119918, 1317 nucleotides long. RefSeq lists its product as uncharacterized. The record is from RefSeq and is a predicted model, not a curated record. Lineage: Eukaryota; Fungi; Ascomycota; Eurotiomycetes; Chaetothyriales; Herpotrichiellaceae. Gene Ontology annotation, cellular component: cytoplasm. The coding region runs from base 1 to 1317 and encodes 438 amino acids. The transcript has 2 exons.